Messenger RNA from Limulus polyphemus (Atlantic horseshoe crab), 2340 nucleotides. RefSeq names its product cell wall protein IFF6-like. The coding region runs from base 120 to 1685 and encodes 521 amino acids. NCBI's taxonomy places the organism in Eukaryota, Metazoa, Arthropoda, Merostomata, Xiphosura, Limulidae. Gene Ontology annotation, cellular component: chitin-based extracellular matrix. The transcript has 2 exons. The record is from RefSeq and is a predicted model, not a curated record. Gene Ontology annotation, molecular function: structural constituent of chitin-based larval cuticle.
UGUUCGAUCAUGUUCUGAAAACCUAUAAACUUACGUGCAGUGGAAAGACCUGUCGUUAAGUCCUGCUAGCGACUAUAUUUUCAACAUUACCGAUCGCAGACAACCACGGGGCUUUUGUUAUGUAUAACCAGGAUUUUUUGUUUAUUACGUUCGUCGGUUUGAUUACUGCUACUGCUGUAUUAACAGUAGACUACGUACACCAUCCGAUUCAAUAUCAUUCCCAAACAGACAGAGGAACAUAUAAUUUCGGCUACGACACAGGCCUCUUUGGAGCUCACUCCUUUCGUCAGGAGUAUCGUGACGAAAACGGGGUCGUUCGAGGUCGUUAUGGUUACACAGACCCAUAUGGAAAGCUCCGUGUUGUCUAUUAUGAAGCUGGGCCUUUAGGCUAUAAGGCUUGGGGUGACGUACAUCCAGACGGCUGGUCGCAGGCCCAACCUCCUAACACUUUGGACAAUUCGAGACCUUCUGGAGACAAUGAUUAUCCACAGGAAUCUCAAAUCAUAACGAAUUCCGUUUCUUCACACAAUAGCUUGCCUAGGCUUUCAGACGCUUCCAAGAAGAAUAGAUAUUCACCUGAACAUUAUCAUACCAAUUAUGCCCCCCAAAUCACAGAAGAUUCACAAACUUCGUUCGGCAAACGAUAUGGUGUUUCGACAACAACCAAAACUACAAAUUCUGUUAAACCACUAACUUCCCGAUCGAACAUCCACAGUGGGGGUCCUUCAACAAUGAGCAUUAAUGGCGAGACUAGGUCAUCAACUUCAAACGACCUAAUAGAAGAUUCAACAAAAACGAUUUUAAAGCUUACAGACAUUACCAAUGAAGGUCAGAUUAGAGAAUCAAGAUCUUCAUUGCCUGAAAGAGCUUAUCCUUUUUCUAAUCGUAGAAACCUUCCAUCAUCAAAAACACUAGAUUCUGUCGAACGUUUCGGUAGAGAGAAAAAUAAAGGGUCAGUUUUAGGUUCAAUCAAAAAGGGAGAUUCAACGAGCUUUUUCAAUAGCGAUGAAGGUAUUAAUACGGAUAUAAAUGAUACUGAAUUUUCCACGAAACCCGUGACAGGUAAUGAUCAACUUUCCAAUAUAAAUAGGAACGAUAGUGGCAGUACAACUACAAACACGAACAUCAACGAAGUUUCUAAAACAAAUACGAAGGACAGUGAUGUUUUAGGAACUAGGACAGACAAAAAUGAAGUUUCAUCUAUGAGUGUGAGAAAUAAUGAUAUUUUGACUACAAGUAUAGAUGAUAUUGUUAAUGAAUUGAUGACAGAUGUAGACAGUACUGAAAAUCCUUCUACCGUGAGUUCUAAAUUCGGAAAUCCCACGGAGAGUGAACCGCCAGAAAGACUUGAAAAAAUAGAUCCUGCUUCCACUACAACAGCAGAGAAUAAUAGACCAUUUUUCAAGUUAAAAAAUCCAAAUACUCAAACAGUAGGACUGAACACCUCUAAACCACCUAACACGUCUAGUACCUUCCAGUUUAUUAUGACAACUCCUAAACAACCCACUACUACUACAGUGAAACCCUUUCUGGCGAAUUCUCAGACGUCAAAUGUUGGUGGGCGAGACCGACAAUUAAGGAAAGAAAACUUGAUGCACGCUCAUUAUCCUUAUUCCAUCUACCCCAAAGAAGUUUGGGCCUACCUAGAACAAGCCAAUGUCCCAAUAAUGCGCAUCAAACAUUAAUAUAUCCUAGCUUACUGAACUUUAGCCCAACUUAUCUACUAUUUGUUUUAAGCACUUUUUUGAAAAAAAUCAGUGACGUAUGACAGAAAUAGACAACAAUAUGUAGCAUACCAGAAAUGUUACCUUAAUGUAGACAGAGUUCAGUGUCAUUAGGUGUCUCUCUCUCUUUUUUUUUGAAAAACGAAAACAAAUUUAGCUACUCUUUGAGUAAAUAUAAUUCCACAUGAUCAAAAGUUUAUACGCAUAGCAUUUUACUGGUGUAUUUGUCUUUGAUUUAUUCAUUUUAUAUUUUGAUCAUGUCAAUAAAAGGUUGAUAUUGUAAUAUAUAAAUAACGUGAACAAACAAAUCAGUAAUUAGUUUAGUUAUACUAAAUAGUCGCUCUGUUUAUUUCCAACUGCUAGUUGGAGCUCGUAGUUAGUGUUAGUGGUAAGGUGUUAAAGUUUUGUGACAGUGAAAAAAAAAUCUGUUAAUAUUUUGGGUUAAGGUUUUAAAACGAUAGUUUAUAUGAGAGUGUGAUAGCAUAACUAAUUUACAAGAAAGUUAUUUUGGAAUACUACUGUAGGUUUUAUUUGUAAAGUUCCUAGGUAUUUCUGUAAACUGUGAUGAUGUCAACUUUAUAACUUGCCAACAACUGCCAACAUAGAAAUAAAGAUU